Molecule: messenger RNA, 1784 nt
Organism: Cladophialophora immunda
Lineage: Eukaryota; Fungi; Ascomycota; Eurotiomycetes; Chaetothyriales; Herpotrichiellaceae
Exons: 2
Coding region: 76-1020 (314 amino acids)
Biological process (GO): regulation of autophagy; cellular response to starvation; cellular response to amino acid stimulus
Cellular component (GO): Gtr1-Gtr2 GTPase complex; fungal-type vacuole membrane; nucleus
Molecular function (GO): GTPase activity; GTP binding
Source: RefSeq, a predicted model, not a curated record
CCUCAAAUGUUCCUCCUAUUCAGCACAGACAACAGCAAGCCAAGGGCAAUUUGCAAUUGAAGAGUUGGAAGCAACAUGGACACGCGUAAGAGGAAGAAGAAGGUCCUCUUGAUGGGCAAGAGUGGCUCAGGCAAAUCGUCGAUGCGUUCCAUCAUCUUCAGCAACUACGUCGCAAAGGACGUUCGCAGACUCGGCGCAACCAUUGACGUCGAACACAGCCAUGCAAAGUUCAUGGGCAAUCUGACGCUCAAUCUGUGGGAUUGUGGAGGGCAAGACGCAUUUAUGGACUCCUACCUUAACGCCCAGCGUGAAAACGUCUUCUCCGAUGCCGAAGUUCUCAUAUACGUUUUCGACAUCGAAUCCCGAGCAGUAGAUCAGGACCUCGAGACAUAUAGCCAGGUGAUCAAGGCGCUGAAAGAAUACAGUCCCAAUGCCCACGUCUUCUGCUUGGUUCACAAGAUGGACCUGGUACAGAGCGAACAUCGGGAGAGGAUAUAUGAAGAAAGAUGUCGGUUGAUCAUCGCCCGGUCGGAAGGUCUCAGCUUGGAGACCUUCGCGAGCAGCAUCUGGGAUCAGACACUCUACAAGGCCUGGGCGGGCAUAGUCCACAAGAUGAUCCCGAAUUUAGUGGUGAUUGAACGAUUUCUGUCAGCAUUCGCGAAACAACUUAAAGCCGAGGAGAUAGUCCUUUUCGAGAGAUCUACAUUUUUGACUGUGACGAACGUAGUCACACAGUAUGGCGAGGAUAACCCCACCGUUGACCGACAUGAGCGGAUAUCGAACAUCAUGAAGAGCUACAAACAUACAGCGGCACGAAACACCAGAACUACGGCGGCGAGUGCGGGUUUCUUGCUGUUCAAAGUUCAGACGCCGCGCUUCAAUUGCUUCCUGGCGAGAUUUACGGAGAACACUUACAUAUUUGUCGUCAUUCCCCCAGGUGAAGCAGCUUUUAACUGUGCGGUCUUGAACACGAUGAUGGCGAGGGACGCAUUUAGCAAGAAGACUGGCGUCGAAGGAUGACAUGACUCCUAUGGAAAGUGCGAUAGGCAAAUUAGAGUCACUCAGGGGCCAACUACUCUGUCCACAGCCACCCUUCAAGCCAGCCAAGAUCAAACUCGAGAACCGUACUUCCGAUGAUGGUCAGUCUCAGUACGAUUCAAGAAAACACAGACGGCGCUUCACACAGCUCGACGCGAACGUGCUUGUCUAUAGUACGGUUCGAUGGUGCACAGCAACUUCCGGACACCUGUUCUGUGCUGGCCGUUAUGGGAUGGAAGUACGCAGGGAAGCUAGCUCGAGGCCGACUAGGGAAUCCCUGUGUACGACGGGUUGGACAAGAUCUCUUGAUUUUGUCCGAAGCUCCGAGCAAAACGGAGCAGAACGCUCGCCUUGUUUCCGUAUAGUCUCCUGGCAAAUCCAUCGAGGAUAUGAACCGUUGGCUGUAUGGGUUCCCCAGCAAGAGAAGCGUCAUACAGUUGAACGGUGUCUGGCGCUACUCGGUGACGAGGAAGUUGAUUAGAAAACGGGCUUGCGUUGAGGAGGCACACUCUUGGGCGGAUGCCAUGUCAAAGGAAUGGAAUGUGUCUUGAGGUUAUGGUAUCCAGUCUUCAGACAAGCUGAAUAGCAGCUGGCGGCAGCAGCCUUUGUGGGCAUCGCGACGUGAAGGCUGGCUCACUGUAACAUGUAGUUGGGUGCAGCUACAGUAGAUAUCUCGACGCGGAGGCCGAACUGUCGUGCCUGUCCAGUGACCGGCACGCCAAGCAAUUCAAAGGCCGAGUUUCCCG